UCUCUCUCUUUCUCUCUUUCUCUACGGGGGAUAGCUGGGAGGAGACGCUCCCGCUGAAUGUGUUCUCCCUGCAGCGGCUUUACGGUAACGGAGAAGAAGAAACAGGGCACCGCUCUUCUCAGUCACGGAUCCAUUUCUCCGGUGUGAUUUCCAUAACCGCACACUGACCUUUCUCUUUACCGGUGUGUGCCUGCAUCUUGGCUUUUUAUUUUAUUUUUUAUUUUUUUACAUGGAGGCGGAGCGAGGCAUCUUGCAACAAAACUACCAAGCAGAUCUGAUUGAAAACGGUGUGUGUCCCCGACUUGGAUUUAAACCUUACCGAAUGAUCCUAAAAUGAGUCACUCUACACGAGUUGCUGUGUUCACCUCCUCCGUUUCCUGGCCUCGGGGGUACUGAAGAUGCUGCUGGUAGCGCGGGUACCUGUCCUGGUUUCACACCGGCUCGGUUCGUCCCGGUACUGAUCCUGUCCGGUGCUGCGGGGCCCACACAGGAGCCACCAGAGUGAUUUAAAAGAAACUAAACAAGCAGCCUGACAGAUGGAUAACUACUCGACUUUACAACUGCAGUGUCUGGAAAUGACCACUAAGCGAAAGCUGAUUGGCCGGCUGGUGCCGUGCCGUUGUUUCCGUGGCGAAGAGGAAGUGAUCUCAGUGUUGGAUUACUCCCACUGCAGCCUGCAGCAAGUCCCCAAGGAAAUCUUCAGCUUCGAGAGAACUCUGGAGGAGCUCUACCUCGAUGCCAACCAGAUUGAGGAACUUCCCAAGCAACUCUUCAACUGCCAGGCCUUGAAGAAGCUGAGCAUGCCCGAUAACGACCUGUCCAACCUGCCCACCACCAUCGCCAGCUUGGUUAACCUCAAAGAGCUAGACAUCAGUAAAAACGGUAUCCAGGAGUUUCCCGACAAUAUAAAAUGCUGUAAAGGCCUGUCUGUGGUGGAGGCCAGUGUCAACCCUAUAACCAAACUCCCAGAUGGUUUUACCCAGCUCCUGAAUCUGACCCAGCUCUUCUUAAACGAUGCCUUCCUGGAGUAUCUGCCGGCUAACUUUGGCAGACUCUCCAAACUACGGAUCCUGGAGCUGAGAGAGAACCACCUGAAAACCAUGCCAAAGUCCAUCCACAGACUGACACAGUUGGAGAGGUUGGAUCUGGGUAGCAAUGAAUUUUCUGAAGUGCCCGAGGUGUUGGAACAGAUCCACAACCUAAAAGAGCUGUGGCUGGAUAACAACUCUCUACAGUGUAUACCAGGGGCGAUAGGAAAACUUCGUCAGUUGCGGUAUUUUGACUUAGCUAAGAAUCGUAUUGAGACGUUGGACACGGAUAUUUCCGGCUGUGAGUCCUUAGAAGACCUGCUGCUAUCCUCCAACAUGCUGCAGCAACUCCCUGACUCCAUAGGAAUGUUGAAGAAGCUGACUACAUUGAAGGUAGAUGACAACCAGCUGACCUCACUGCCUAACACCAUCGGGAGUGCGAAGCCCAAGCAAGGUCUGUCUUUAUUGGAGGAGUUUGACUGUAGUUGUAAUGAGUUGGAGUCGUUGCCUCCCACAAUCGGCUACCUGCACAACCUGAGGACCUUCACUGCUGAUGAGAACUUCCUCUCAGAGCUGCCGCGGGAGAUUGGUAACUGUAAGAAUGUGACAGUAAUGUCGCUGCGGUCCAACAAACUGGAGUUUCUUCCUGAUGAGAUUGGACAGAUGACCAAACUACGAGUCCUUAACCUCAGUGACAACAGGUUAAAGAAUCUACCGUUUACCUUUACUAAGCUGAAGGACCUGGCAGCUCUCUGGCUUUCUGACAAUCAGUCCAAGGCUCUGAUCCCACUGCAGACAGAAGCCCACCCUGAAACCAAACAGAAGGUUUUGACCAACUACAUGUUUCCUCAGCAACCACGACAUGAUGAGGAUUACCAGUCGGACAGUGACAGCUUUAAUCCUACUCUGUGGGAGGAGCAGAGACAGCAGAGGAUGACUGUGGCCUUUGACUUCGAGGACAAGAAAGAAGAGGAAGACAACUCUGGGAAGGUCAAGGUGGAGAUAAACCUUAAGCGCUACCCAACACCCUACCCUGAGGACCUUAAGAACAUGGUCAAGUCAGUGCAAAGCCUUGUGGGUAAAAGUGUACACGCCGGACAUGGGCACCAGCACCAGAUCCAACACCAGCACCAGCACCAGCUCCAGCACCAGCACCAGCACCAGCACCAGCUGAGCACAGGCACUGCCACCUCGGCAGGAACCAACAUGGAACACACGCACCUUAGCAAAGAACAGUACGAACAACCAUGGCCCCUGCCUCCUAAAGAGGUGACAGACAGAGAGAUGCAGGUCUCUCAGUCUCAGCUAAUGGAUCAGGGAUCAAUGCAUAACUCUGGCAUUGACAUUCCCAAGAGGAAGGAUAAAGAGGACCUGACGGAGAGCUCUGAGGACUCAAUGGGCGGCUCUCCCAACGAUAUCCGCAUCUCUGACAUGAGGCCCACCCUGGUGGAGCCUCCUAUGUACAAACCAAAGGUGGUGCUGCUGGGGAAGGACAAGAAAGAGUCUACAGAUGAAGAGGUGGAUAAGCUUCACUGUCUGAACCACAGCGGCUCCUCGGCCACAUACUCCGACUACUCUCCCUCACAGGGCUCCUCCGGCUCCUCCAACCCACCCGGCAACGCACACUCACACUCACACUCACACUCACACUCACAAUCACACCCACACUCUCACGCACACCCGCACACUCCUGCCCUGCCGGCCCCAAACAAGGACCAGGCUCCUCAAACACACUGGACCAACAGACUGGCUCAGUCUUUCCCCAAACCCAUUGACUCCAAGCCCCUGCUAUCUCAGAGAGAAAUCCCUCCAUCAGGAACCCUGCAGCAGCGUGGGGAUCGACGCCCACUGAGCGAGCCUUUUGAUUGGUCUGAGGCCCCUCACUAUGACAACACAGGUUUUGAUGCUGAGGAGUCUCCUCUGGACCCUCCGUCCUCUACUGGAAGUCAGGGAAACCCACCGCUGGGCUCCAAACCCCGCAGCCAGUCAACACACGGGCGCCGCCCCCUCCUCAGGCAGGAGCGAAUUGUAGGAGUACCUCUGGAGCUGGACACUCAGACGCUCCCCUUCCACGGCAACCAACGCGUUCCGGACAAUGACCCACAAUCUGGACAUCCUUCCCAGAAUCCUUGGCAGAACUGGACUAGAACCCCCAGCCCGCUGGAGGACCGAACCGCGUUUCCCUCCAAACUGGACCUGACGCCCACCUCCAGCCCCAACCCGGACCGCAAGGACAUUGACCCAAGGCUGGAACAAGGCCCAGGCCCUUUGCCCGGCAGCUGGACGUACCACGACAAUCAGGGGGAGCAGAACAGGAAGGAUCAGCUAAGUGUCAGCGGCGGCAACAAGGUGACCGUGGUGAUGAGUAAAAGCUCAGACCGCUUGUCCCCCAUGAUGAGGGAGACGAGAUCUAAGUUUAAGAAGUCACAGAGCAUUGAUGAGAUUGACAUGGGCUCUUACAAGGUCUACAGUAUUCCUGUGGACACCUACAGUUCAUCCAUUGAGCAACAGACUAGUUUGGACCGUCAAGAUUUGCCCGGUUCUAUGGAGCAGACUAACAUGUCACGGUCGCAGUCGGCCCCCAUGUUGGACGAUGAGCUGAUGUUCCCAGGACACGGAGGCAGCAACCAGAACCAGUCAGGACAGAACCAAAAACCUGCCAUCCCACAUAAGGCCUACCACUUCGACCACAACUACAACCCCCAGGUGACCAUGGACCGUCGGGUCCCUCCCCCCUUCCCCAACACACCAGAUUACGUCAACCACUCAUCGAAAGCUUUGGAGUACAUCAAUCAACCAGGGAAGACAUUACCCAAGGAAUUGGUGAGCCCUCGGUAUCGUGCAUAUCCACCUCUGGAGAUGUUUUCUUUUCCGCAAUCACCAAUCAACCAGGAUGGUCAGCCCAGCCAGCAUCAGCAGCCAAUCCCAUCACAGCGCUCCAGGCCAGGGUUUUUGAGGAGAGCAGAUUCAUUAGUGAGCUCUACAGAGCUCGCUUUGUUCCGCAGAGUCCAUGAAGCCCAGCAGGAGGCGCUGCAGGAAGCUCAGUACAGACAGCAGGCAGACCCCCCUCUUUAUGGCAGGGCUCUGGCCUACUCCACGCCCAUGGAGCACUCUGCUCUCACCAACAUGGCUGACAGCCAGAGCCAGAUGAUGCACAACAAGAGAAACGGUCGCUAUGAUGAUGACUAUCCCACCUACCAGGAACAGAAGAAACCCAUGAUUGGUUAUCCGACCAAGAGCCUGACUCAGCGCCGCCCCCUGUCUGCCAGGAGCUACAGUACUGAGACCUACGGAGCAUCUCAGGCUCGUCCAGUGUCAGCUCGUCCCACCAUGGCUGCCCUGCUAGAGAAAAUGCCUCCUGACUACACUCUGGCGACUUGCCCUGAAAAACCAUCUGAUGACACAAUCAAAGUAAGACCUGGCGUACCACUGAAGCCUGAAGACAUCACCUCCAGGAUGCCUGCUGAUUGGAGGCAACAGCUACUUAGACACAUAGAGGCCAAACGAUUGGACAGGAGUGGUGUCCUAAAGCACAACACGCUCACGCUGGGCAUGCUCUGUCAGGGCAGGGGUCACGGCCAGGGGCGCAGCAACACUUUGAACUUUAACCUUUACAAUAACACUAAGCAUGAGCCCGCUGCUGGCCGCUGGCUGCCACUACCUCCUCCUCCAUCUGCUAACGCCACCCCCUCCCAGCAGGCUGCCAUGCUGGAUAAUGACCAGGAGGGGCUGUCAGGAAGCAACCAGUGGGCUCCCUACUCGCUUGGCAGGAGGGACGUCCCACCUGACAACCUCAUGAAAAAGAGUGCCCACUCCCACAACCCUUCCCACCAAUCACACAACACCAUGACAGUCACUUCCUCUUCCUCUUCCUCGUCCACUACGCCUCAUCGUGUGGUCGUGCAGCAGGGCUACGAUGGGAUGAUGAACAAAGGGGGCCAAUACCAACCGGGCAUGCCCUUAUCAGUGGUUCCCUCUGGUGGGCCGGGGCAGUACCAAAGCAACAUGACUCAAGGCCAUCCAGCUUCUGGACAGGGUUACCCCGGCGCCGGCAUGCCCAUGGCCAUGUCUCCGUCUGGGAACCAACCCCAGUACAACCCCCAUUCCUCCCACACUUCCCAUCAGCCUUCCACCAACCCUCAGUACCACGGCAAUCAGGGCAUGGGCCAUAGCAACCAAGGCAUGGUCCAUAGCAACCAGGGCAUGGUUCAUAGCAACCAGGGUAUGGUCCAUAGCAAUCAGGGCAUGGUCCAUAGCAAUCAGGUUGUCAUGACCCACACCAACCCACGGCCUCAGAGUGCUCGUUGCCUGUUGCAGACCAAAGGCCAGAAGAGCACGGAUGGUUUCCAGGAACAGUUGUGUGUGAGAAUAGAGAAGAACCCUGGUCUUGGUUUCAGUAUCUCUGGUGGCAUCAGCGGCCAGGGGAACCCCUUCAAACCCUCCGACAUGGGUAUCUUUGUUACUAGGGUACAGCAUGACGGGCCCGCUGCCUCCACUCUGCAGCCCGGAGACAAGAUUCUGCAGGCUAACGGACAUAGUUUUUUACACAUGGAGCACGAGACCGCCGUCUCUCUGCUGAAGAGUUUCCAGCGGACGGUGGACUUGGUGGUUCUGAGAGACAGCAGCACAUGCUAAAAAAAAAGAAAAAAAAAAGAAAGGUUUUAUAACAAACAAUCUAAAAAACACAACAACGCUUCUCUACUCUGCUCAUCGCCAUCCAAUGCCACCCUCCACCUGCCCUCCGCUGGAGGCUUGUGGAACCGAAAAAUGAGCCGCCUUUUUUACCUUUGUAGGGGAACACACAGACAUUGAUUUGCCUAUUGCUGGACCAAAGGCAAAUACUAGUGCCAAAUGUACCAUCGCAAACAUUUCGGCUCUUCUGUCUACCGGCGGUCAGGGACCUGAUCGACGGCUGGACGGACCACAAGAGGACUCCUUGAGUUCCUACAGGGCUGCUGCAGUUGGAAUUUUGUGGUCGUUAUUAGGCAGUCAUCUGAUCAGUCAGUCUGAAUAGUUUGUUUUUGUUUGGUUAGUUAGCGUUCUGGGGUCUUUUUGCUUUUUUCUCCGCUGCCUUUUAUUUUGCUGUCCAUGAUCGAUUUUGAAUGAUUUGUUUGGUACAGCACAUUAUUCACUUUUCUGUCUUCAUUAUUGUUCUUCUUUGCUUUGUUCUCUUUUCUGUUGUCCUCUAUUCUGUUCUUUUCUUUUGACUUGUAGAUUCUGGUAUUCUCUUUCGUUCCCUGUCUUAUGUUUUAUUAGUUUCUGCUUUUCUUCUGUCUGUUCUGCAGGUAUUAUUGCCUCCAGUGUGAAAAAAUUGAAAACUUAGGACUUUCUGCCUUGUGUACAUAUAUAGAGCUGCAGUUGUCUAGAGCUGCACUGUCCUAGAGGCCUGGACAGACAGCUCUUAAAGUUUAUGAUUAAUAUAAAUAGUGUUGAUAAACCACAUUCUGAAUUCUAUCUUAUGAACAUACAGGGAUUAUUUCUCCAAAUGGACAAUUUUCUAAAAUAUACCACAGAUUUUUUUUUUUUUUCUGUAAAGGAAACACUGUUGAUAGUUCAUUAAUGCUACUCGUUCUUUUUUUUCUUUUCUUUUUUAAACUGUUGCUUGCCCAGCUGUGCCGAAAAGAGCUAAAGCAAUACUUCUGAGGCUCGGCCCACAGUGCCAUCUGUUGAGCAAGUCAUGCUAAUGUUUACACACACUGCCAUGCCCACGAGCUAAUAACAGGCAAACACACAGUAGACGUAUGUGCCCCCCUACACAUAUGCAAUGGUGCGCACUGUGCACUAUUCAUAAUGAAACCCUGUUGAUAUUCUAGCCUGACUUUACAAUUCAACUGCUAUAAUAAAACUCUCUCUCACACACAUACACACAUUGUAACAUUAUCCAUAAUAUCUGUGCCAUAUUUUGAAGUCCUGUUUUCUAGUAUUGUACAGCAUUGGUCCAUCCUUUUUUUUUUUUUAGCUGUUUGAGUUGUACAAUGAAGUCACAGCAUGCUUUCAUGUCAUUGGUCACUGUCAGGCAGCCAUUUUCUGUUUGGCUUCUAGAGUUCUCUACUCUGUAGGAGACUCUAGAUGUAUUAUACCACUGACUUUCAGUAAGACUGAGGUUCUAUGGUUGGGGCCAUAUGGUCCCUCUGCCCCUCCCUGGUUGUAUUUACACAGGCCCAAAACAUCAGAGCUUUACCGCUUUGUGUCCCAGAUUUGAUCUGCACACAGUGAGAGCAGUAGUAGUAGUAGUAGCUUUGGUUAGUAGAGAAAACCGUUUUUUGACAAUUAGCCUGGCCUUCAAAUACAGGUGUUAGCAAGCAUCCGCUCAGCUGAAGUGUCCCGACCUCUGGCCUCCCUGCUGAAAGCAACAAGAGAAACGAUAAUAUCCCUGCAUAAAUCCAUAAUAAUACCGUCUAAAUGGGUAAAUUUGCAGAUUUUCCCUUUUUUAGACAAUCAGGGAAAGAUCUGAACUGUGCCUCAAAGGCUUUUGGCUACACUUGAAAUUUCAGAAAUUUUGUAACCUAAAGAGAUGCUAAUUGACACAUUGGAGCACAUGGAAAUAUUUAGAUUUGCCAUCUUUGUUGGUGAAUGUUCAAAAUGAUAGGUGAAAAUAAUGUUGACUCAGAUGUGGAAACAAAAAUUCUAUGAUAGGUUUCUGGAGCCCGUGUCCAUGUGGUCUAAUAAGAUCAUGGUCAUGCUUCUGAAACUUUAAAGACAUGACAGAAGCAACCACAGAUAAAGCGAGAAGAGGUUCAUUUUCUGUCUUCUGUAAAAUGCAACUCGUGUCUCGAAGACGUUUCAUGACAGUGAGUUUUGUUUUGUUCUGUGUAACAUCUAAUGUUUCAUCCAGAGCAAAACAACAUCAGUUACUGUCCUUUGCUUUUACUUGACAUGACGGUGUCAUGCUGCGCCCAUUUUGUGUCAGCCCUCUUAAUAACCAUUAGAAUUUCAAGUUCAUUCAACAUAAGAGACACAAAAUGGCACAGUUUAGACUUGUGGUUGAGAGACUUCAUCAAGGUACCCACCCAACCCUAUUUAGAGUUUGAAAUAUCAAAGAUAUUGUGAUGAGAACAGAGAAAAAAAGUUUGAUAAUAUAAUUAUUUUUUACUACAUGUUUCAGGUAAUUCUUUCUAAAUAUAUUGAUAUACCUUAGCUUUGCUCAAAAAUUGUGAUAUUUUAUAAUAAUGACACUUAUAACAAAGUUAUGGAUGGAAGUACGCACAGUAUGACUUGGCGACCUACACAUGUACUAUCCAAAACUGUAUAAAAUGUAUUUCUACUGUAAUUGUGAAUUUGUGUUAUACAAAUAUAUAUUAUAUAUAUAUGUAUAUGACUAUAAAAACAGUCAUUUUCUAUGUGUUUAAACUACAUGAGAGCUGAACAAAUGCUGAGGACGGUGUCACUGUACAUAGCUGUGAAUGAAAUCCAAUUUAAAAUGACUCAUAUUGAUUGUGAAUGUACUCAUGCUUUCUGCAGUACCUACACCUACCCAACUUGAAUGCUGCUUCUUCUGUUGUGUGACAAAAAGUACUUUGACCUCCGAAGAGAGAAUUGCUGUCAAGUUAUAAGUUGGACAAAUUUUAGUGACAAUUUAACAGAACUAUUUAUUUAUUUAUUUAUUUAUUUAUUUGCACAUGCAAGUUGAAAUCCUUCCAGUUUUAAGUUUGAGUAUUAACGCGGAGAAUUGUAAUUGCAGAAGUAUAUAUAAUAUAUAUCAUGUGUUUAGAAUGCAUUUUGCAGACGCUAUCUGUACAUACUAUUUAAGAUACAGUUUUUACAAAAAAUAAUAUAUGUAUAAAAUUGAAAAAAUGCUGUGCAGCAAUUAUACUGGAGCCAUUUUGGGCUUUGGGAAGUACCAUUUUUUCAGUAUAUAAGAAGUGUUUUGAAUAAUGUACUAAAGUCUCUAUUGUACAAACAAUAAAAAUGUCACUAUUGGUAAUCUGGGUUCCUCCUGGUGCACUGAGCUCUGUCCUUAGGGAUAUAUCUCUUUCUGCUCCCCUAUGCAUCUUUAUUGUUGACACAGAGAAUAAUUUAAGAAGAAAAAGGUGAAUGAGAUUUAAGAAGAAGGACAUGGGGUAAAUAUCGUGAUUUAAAAAAUCAUGAAGGAAUGAAGUGCUAAGGACAUAUUAAGAGGGAUG
Molecule: messenger RNA, 9151 nt
Organism: Etheostoma spectabile (orangethroat darter)
Lineage: Eukaryota; Metazoa; Chordata; Actinopteri; Perciformes; Percidae
Gene: lrrc7
Product: leucine rich repeat containing 7
Biological process (GO): receptor clustering; establishment or maintenance of epithelial cell apical/basal polarity; embryo development
Cellular component (GO): adherens junction; postsynaptic density; basolateral plasma membrane
Molecular function (GO): protein kinase binding
Source: RefSeq, a predicted model, not a curated record